AUGGCUGAACUGAUUGAGAUGCACUGGACUAUGCUCAUCGGUUGGCUUGCAAAGCGCAGCAUCAGGCGGAUCUGUAUAUCGUGUGGAGUGACAGCUCUGAUGUUCCAUCUGAUCCGACGUCUUUAUCAGCAGCAUCAGCAGAAUGAGAGGUUACGGAAGAAGCGAGACUCUGUCAAGCAGAACAUCAAUGCUGUGAGAUCCCAACUGGCACAGGUGGACGUUACCGAUGAUUUACUGGCGCUCACGGACUUGGGAUUGGGUGAGCUGAGCCAAAAGAUUGCUUCUGGAGAUGUUACACCAAUCCAGUUGCUUCACGCUUUCCAGACCAAGGCACUGCAAUUGUAUGAUAAGGGCAAUUCAGGGAUUUGUGAAUUCGUUCUACAGGCGCAAUCCGUUUUUGAAGGUAGUUCGAUUGAGGAGGAACAGGAGGAGCAUUUGUCAACAAUGCGAAAAUCCCCACUGUACGGCAUCCCGAUUAGCUUGAAGGAAACAUUUUGUAUGAAGGGAUAUGACAGUACUGGAGGUCUGAUUAAGCGCUGCAAUUCUCCAAUGGAAGAAGAUUGUGUGUUGGUCACCGUAUUACGGAAGGCUGGUGCUAUCCCAUUUGUUCGAACAACAACAUCACAAGCUAUGCGUGCUCUCGACGGAACGAACCCUGUGUUUGGCGACACGACCAAUCCAGUCAAUGCG
This is a messenger RNA of Opisthorchis viverrini, 690 nucleotides long. RefSeq lists its product as hypothetical. NCBI's taxonomy places the organism in Eukaryota, Metazoa, Platyhelminthes, Trematoda, Opisthorchiida, Opisthorchiidae. The record is from RefSeq and is a predicted model, not a curated record. Gene Ontology annotation, biological process: fatty acid catabolic process. The annotation marks the transcript as partial. Gene Ontology annotation, molecular function: amidase activity; fatty acid amide hydrolase activity. The transcript has a single exon.